CUUGAUCUAUUACAACUAUGGAGUUAGUAAGGUUCCAGAUAAAUGGCAUCCCACUUGCAGUUCACCCAUUUAUGUGCCUGUUGUAUCACCUUACAAACAUGUCUGAUCUCUUCUCCCUGUUGGCUUCUCGUUUCACUCUUGAAUUUUAUGUUUCCGAACGUUGUAAGAACUGCUACAAUUCUGGAGGCCGCAAUUGCCUCAUUGGUCAAGGUCAAUGCAGUAAUGACCCAAAAGAAGGAAGAAGUACAUUAAAAUUAAAGAUUGGAAUAGCCUUUGGGGCAAUUGUUGCAGCUGCUAUUCCCGUUCUUUUUCUAGCAUUCUUCAUGAGAAGAUAUCUACAAACAGGAUUUGUGGGUUUCAGAAUAAAGAACCAAACCGAGAGUUAUUUGAAUGUCGAGGCGUUUUUACAGAACAACGGUUCUAUUGCUCCUAAGAGGUAUACUCAUUCUGAUAUCAAGAAAAUGACAAACUCAUUCAAAAUCAAAUUAGGACAAGGAGGCUACGGCUAUGUAUACAAAGGACAACUAAAAGACAACACACUUGUAGCUGUGAAAAUCCUCGAUGCUUCCAAAGGCACGGGAGAAGAUUUCAUUAAUGAGAUUGCAAGCAUUAGUAGGACAUCCCAUGUUAAUGUUGUCACUCUCCUUGGAUAUUGCUUUGAAGGAAGUAAGAGAUCUCUCGUUUACGAGUUCAUGCCACAUGGAUCUCUAGAGAAGUACAUAUACAACAACAUCGAUGAGUUAACACCCGAAAAUAGCCAUAAACUUGGAUGGGAAACGUUAUACCAAAUUGCACUAGGCAUUGCUCGUGGAUUAGAGUAUCUCCAUAGAGGGUGCAACACUCCAAUACUCCACUUCGACAUAAAACCUCAUAACAUCCUUCUCGACGCGAACUUUCACCCAAAGAUAGCCGAUUUCGGACUAGCUAAGUUGUGCCUUAAGAAGGAGAGCAAAGUGUCUUUAGUUGGCACGAGGGGGACUCCCGGUUUCAUUGCCCCCGAGGUAUUCUCUAGAAGCUUUGGUGUUAUUUCGCAUAAAUCCGACGUGUAUAGCUAUGGAAUGAUGGUGCUAGAAAUGGUUGGACAAAGAACAAAGAAUAUCAAUGAAACCGUUGAUCACACGAGCGAAUUGUAUUUUCCCCAUUGGAUUUACAAGUGGCUCGAGUAUGACAAGGAAUUUAACGAUUUGUUGGACAGCGAGGAAGGAAAAGAGACCGUGAGAAAGAUGAUAAUAGUAGGUUUAUGGUGCAUUCAGAUCAAUCCGGAAGAACGACCGUCGAUAACUCGGGUGGUGGAGAUGCUGGUGGGAAGCUUGGAUUUAUUGCAAGUCCCUCCUAAGCCAUACUUGUCGUGUGUACCUUCACUAAGAGAAGAUGCAAAUUCCUCCUCGGCCUUGCAAUCACUAAGCAUGUCAUAUUAAGUAAUUCAAUCUAUCUUACAUUAUUUAUCAAAAUUGUCCAUUUAUGUCAUAUUAUAUUAUAUGAUAAUUUUA
Molecule: messenger RNA, 1490 nt
Organism: Impatiens glandulifera
Lineage: Eukaryota; Viridiplantae; Streptophyta; Magnoliopsida; Ericales; Balsaminaceae
Product: rust resistance kinase Lr10-like
Exons: 3
Coding region: 18-1418 (466 amino acids)
Biological process (GO): protein phosphorylation
Molecular function (GO): ATP binding; protein kinase activity
Source: RefSeq, a predicted model, not a curated record